UCGUGGACAUCUCAUUGGCUGAGCUAGGGAUGCUUCGGCUGCUCAUUGGUUGAAAGUUUGAGCCUUCAGUUUUGCUGGAGGAGCGGCCUUAAAUGACGCUUCUCUGAUUGAAAGACUUCAUUUAGCAGUUUCAGACUCAGACUCAGACGCAGACACCAGGCCCACACCCGCAACUACCUCCUCUUCUCUCUCCUCAGGACCGCCUCAAAGUAGAGCCAUGCUAGUUGCGUGUCUGGAGGGUCUGGGCCUGGCGGUGUGCGUCGUCGGCACCCUCCUGGUGAUGGUGGCCUGCGGGCUGCCCAUGUGGAAGGUGACCGCCUUCAUCGACUCGAACAUCGUGGUGGCUCAGACCAUCUGGGACGGUCUGUGGAUGUCGUGCGUGGUGCAGAGCACGGGCCAGAUGCAGUGCAAAGUCCACGACUCCGUCCUGGCGCUGGCUCAGGACCUGCAGACGGCGCGCGCCCUCACCGUCAUCUCCGCGGUGUUCGGGAUUGUGGCGCUCGCGGUGGCGGUGGCCGGGGCGCAGUACACCGUCUGCAUCACGGAUGAGGCGGUGAAGACCAGGGUGGUGCACGCCGCCGGUGUCAUCUACAUCCUCAGCGGUCUCUUCGUGCUGGUGCCUCUGUGCUGGAUUGCCAACAACAUCAUCGUGGACUUCUACGACCCGAAGGUGCCGCCGUCCAAGAAACGGGAGAUCGGGGCGGCCAUCUACAUCGGCUGGGCGGCCGCCGCGAUGCUGCUCCUCGGCGGCAGCCUGCUGUGCUGCUCCUUCUCUCAGCUGGUUCGGGGCAACUAUUCCAUCAAAUACACCCCCACCAAGAGCAUCGCAGUCAACGGAGACUUCGAUAGGAAACAUUAUGUAUAAAGGCAGUGCAUAAACUGUUCACCGAGACUUUUAAUUCCAGACGCUGAGCUGAGAAACGGGUAAACCAGUGUUGUUGUUUUUACAGAUGUGGUUUUGUUGUUGUUUUAAAUUGCUCACUCAGUAAAGUGUGCACCAGUGUGUGUCUCCAGAGUCUUUGGACCAUAUGUCCAACUUUGGCCCCACCAGCUGCCCUCCUGUGUACUUGGUUCGUGUUGAAAGUCAUUGACAUCUCUGAAGAAUUUCAGACUCUCUCCUAAUGUCUGUGUCAGUUUGGGAACGGGAGCCAGUGCUCGUACUGAAUGUAAAUAAUAAUAAAAAAAAAACAUUUAAAACUGAAAAAUUAAGCUAUUUUCUACACAGCCUUCAUUUAGGUCUAAACACCUGAAUCUGAGUGUGACGUCAUCUACCAGCAGCUUUUUCUGUUGAUUUUCUCUGCCACAAAUUUGGGCAACUCCUUAGUGAUGAAGUAUUGUUUCUGUUGUAAUAUCAAAAAAGACUAAAAUGUUGAUUUUUUUUUUAAAUAACCGUAUUAAAAUCAUUUCAGUUCAUUGUCUUGCAGGUCUGGUUUAAACAGCCUCUCUGUAAAUACUGUCCUGCUGUGACGCCUUUCAAACUGACGCGGAUUUGUUCUGUGAUCAGUCAAGUAUAUUUCUGUACAAAUAUAUUCACAGUUUUUGUAUUAAAAGAUCCUGGCUUUGUUUUUAUUCAGGUAACUUGGAUUUUUUUAUAUAAGUAAACACCAACCUUUGAAAAUGUAGACUACAUAUAUAUUGUACAAAGUUGUUGUUGGUGUUUUUUAACUAAACCGCAGUGUGUAAAUGUAUCCGGCUAUUUUGCAUUAAAUACUAAAAAUAAAACCAAUGUCAUAUAAAUGUUUUUAUA
Molecule: messenger RNA, 1747 nt
Organism: Cynoglossus semilaevis (tongue sole)
Lineage: Eukaryota; Metazoa; Chordata; Actinopteri; Pleuronectiformes; Cynoglossidae
Gene: cldn5b
Product: claudin 5b
Exons: 1
Coding region: 218-865 (215 amino acids)
Cellular component (GO): membrane; bicellular tight junction
Molecular function (GO): structural molecule activity
Source: RefSeq, a predicted model, not a curated record